Messenger RNA from Cynocephalus volans (Philippine flying lemur), 1959 nucleotides. RefSeq lists its product as uncharacterized. The transcript has 2 exons. Bases 271 to 1269 code for a protein of 332 amino acids. Gene Ontology annotation, molecular function: nucleic acid binding; RNA-DNA hybrid ribonuclease activity. NCBI's taxonomy places the organism in Eukaryota, Metazoa, Chordata, Mammalia, Dermoptera, Cynocephalidae. The record is from RefSeq and is a predicted model, not a curated record.
UUCGACGAGGCCCUCCACCGAGAUUUAGCUCCUUUUAGGGCUCUCAACCCCCAGGUCAUAUUACUCCAAUAUGUGGACGACCUCCUAGUGGCAGCUCCCACAUAUGAAGGCUGCAAAAGAGGGACACAAAAGCUCUUGCAGGAACUGAGUAAGUUGGGGUACCGGGUAUCAGCUAAAAAGGCCCAGUUAUGCCAGAAAGAGGUCACCUAUUUGGGGUACCUGCUCAAAGGGGGAAAAAGAUGGCUGACCCCGGCCCGGAAAGCUACAGUUAUGAAGAUCCCUACUCCCACAACCCCCAGGCAGGUCCGCGAAUUUCUGGGUACUGCCGGAUUCUGCAGGCUCUGGAUUCCUGGGUUUGCUUCCCUGGCUGCACCCUUGUACCCCCUGACAAGGGAAAACAUUCCUUUUACCUGGACUGAGGAGCAUCAAAAGGCUUUUGACCACAUAAAAAAAGCCUUGCUGUCUGCCCCCGCCUUGGCUCUCCCAGACCUCACCAAAUCAUUUACUCUGUACGUAGAUGAAAGAGCCGGUGUAGCCCGAGGAGUGCUUACUCAGACCCUAGGACCAUGGCGACGGCCAGUAGCUUAUCUAUCAAAAAAACUGGAUCCAGUGGCCAGUGGGUGGCCAACCUGCCUAAGAGCGGUUGCUGCAGUGGCACUCCUCCUCAAAGACGCUGAUAAGUUAACCUUGGGGCAAAAUGUGACUGUGAUUGCUUCCCACAGCCUCGAAAGUAUUGUGCGGCAGCCCCCCAAUCGGUGGAUGACCAAUGCCAGAAUGACUCAUUACCAGAGUUUGCUGCUAAACGAAAGGAUAUCUUUCGCGCCCCCUGCUGUCCUGAACCCAGCUACCCUACUACCAGUCGAGUCAGAAUCCACCCCAGUACACCAAUGCUCAGAAAUCCUUGCUGAAGAAGCUGGGACUCGACGGGACCUGAAGGACCAGCCAUUGCCCGGAGUGCCUGCCUGGUAUACAGACGGUAGCAGCUUCAUUGUGGAAGGUAAGCGGAGAGCAGGGGCCGCCAUCGUAGAUGGCAAACGGACGGUAUGGGCAAGCAGCCUGCCAGAAGGGACAUCAGCCCAGAAGGCCGAGCUAAUCGCCUUGACGCAGGCAUUACGCCUAGCCGAAGGAAAAAACAUCAACAUCUACACGGACAGCAGGUCGCCAUUAUCCACUGCCCGGGCCACCAGAGAGGAAAUAACCCUGUGGCGGCCGGGAACCGGAGGGCCGACGAGGCUGCAAAACAAGCCGCCCUGUCGGUCAGGGUGCUAGCAGAAACUAUAAAGCUUCAAGAGCCAAUCGAGCCUGCUCAAGCUAGGACCAAGCCAAGAGAGCUCACUCCUGACCAGGGAAAAGAAUUCAUUUAGCGGUUACAUCAGCUAACACACUUAGGACCAGAAAAGCUCCUUCAACUAACGAGCCGCACCAGCCUCUCCAUCCCGAAUCUCCGGUCCACCGUUCAAGAAGUCGCCAAUCGGUGUCCGGCUUGUGCCAUGACUAAUGCGACUACCACCUACCGAGAGACCGGAAAAAGACAACGGGGAGAUCGACCCGGCGUAUACUGGGAAGUAGACUUUACAGAGGUAAAGCCUGGCCGGUAUGGGAACAGGUAUCUGCUAGUAUUUGUAGAUACUUUCUCUGGAUGGGUAGAAGCUUUCCCUACCAAAACUGAAACGGCCCUGACUGUAUGUAAAAAGAUACUAGAAGAAAUCCUGCCCCGUUUCGGGAUCCCUAAGGUGAUCGGGUCAGAUAAUGGCCCAGCCUUUGUUGCUCAGGUAAGCCAGGGACUGGCCACACAACUGGGAAUAAAUUGGAAAUUACAUUGUGCGUAUAGGCCCCAGAGCUCAGGUCAAGUAGAGAGAAUGAAUAGAACCAUCAAAGAGACCUUAACUAAAUUGGCCUUAGAGACCGGUGGAAAAGACUGGGUGGCCCUCCUUCCCUUAGCGCUGUUCAGAGCCAGGA